This is a messenger RNA of Acanthosepion pharaonis, 1848 nucleotides long. NCBI's taxonomy places the organism in Eukaryota, Metazoa, Mollusca, Cephalopoda, Sepiida, Sepiidae. The record is from the annotation of a GenBank genome assembly.
AUGCCAAGAACACGGGCCGGUGUUGGGGCUGGUCAUAAAAGGACGAGACCAAGAUUCAUUCAUUCAUUCUUUCUUUCUUUCUUUCUUUCUUUCACUCAUACGUUCAUUCAUUCUUUCUUUCUUUCAUUCAUACGUUCAUUCAUUCAUUGUUUCUUUCUUUCUUUCUUUCUUUCACUCAUACGUUCAUUCUUUCUUUCUUUCUUUCUUUCACUCAUACGUUCAUUCUUUCUUUCUUUCUUUCACUCAUACGUUCAUUCUUUCUUUCUUUCUUUCACUCAUACGUUCAUUCUUUCUUUCUUUCUUUCACUCAUACGUUCAUUCUUUCUUUCUUUCUUUCUUUCUUUCACUCAUACGUUCAUUCUUUCUUUCUAUCUUUCUUUCACUCAUACGUUCAUUCUUUCUUUCUUUCUUUCUUUCACUCAUACGUUCAUUCUUUCUUUCUUUCUUUCACUCAUACGUUCAUUCUUUCUUUCUUUCUUUCUUUCUUUCUUUCUUUCUUUCACUCAUACGUUAAUUCUUUCUUUCUUUCUUUCACUCAUACGUUCAUUCUUUCUUUCUUUCUUUCUUUCACUCAUACGUUCAUUCUUUCUUUCUUUCUUUCUUUCUUUCUUUCCUCAUACGUUCAUUCUUUCUUUCUUUUUCUUUCUUUUCUUUUCACUCAUACGUUCAUUCUUUCUUUCUUUCUUUCUUUCUUUCACUCAUACGUUCAUUCUUUCUUUCUUUCUUUCUUUCUUUCACUCAUACGUUCAUUCUUUCUUUCUUUCUUUCUUUCACUCAUACGUUCAUUCUUUCUUUCUUUCUUUCUUUCUUUUCUUUCUUUCACUCAUACGUUCAUUCUUUCUUUCUUUCCUCAUACGUUCAUUCUUUCUUUCUUUCUUUUCUUUCUUUCUUUCUUUCUUUUCACUCAUACGUUCAUUCUUUUCUUUCUUUCUUUCUUUCACUCAUACGUUCAUUCUUUCUUUCUUUCUUUCCUCAUACGUUCAUUCUUUCUUUCUUUUCUUUCACUCAUACGUUCAUUCUUUCUUUCUUUCUUUCUUUCUUUCACUCAUACGUUCAUUCUUUCUUUCUUUCUUUCUUUCUUUCACUCAUACGUUCAUUCUUUCUUUCUUUCUUUCACUCAUACGUUCAUUCUUUCUUUCUUUCUUUCUUUCACUCAUACGUUCAUUCUUUCUUUCUUUCUUUCUUUCUUUCACUCAUACGUUCAUUCUUUCUUUCUUUCUUUCACUCAUACUUUCAUUCUUUCUUUCUUUCUUUCUUUUUCCUCAUACGUUCAUUCAUUCUUUCUUUCUUUCUUUCUUUUUUCCUCCAUACGUUCAUUCUUUCUUUCUUUCUUUCUUUCUUUUUCUUUCCUCCAUACGUUCAUUCUUUUUUCUUUCUUUCUUUCACUCCAUACGUUCAUUCUUUCUUUCUUUCUUUCCUCAUACGUUCAUUCUUUUUUCUUUCUUUCUUUCUUUCACUCAUACGUUCAUUCUUUCUUUCUUUCUUUCACUCAUACGUUCAUUCUUUCUUUCUUUCUUUCUUUCACUCAUACGUUCAUUCAUUCUUUCUUUCUUUUUUUGUCUUUCUUUCUUUUUUUGUCUUUCUUUCUUUCAAUCAUACGUUCAUUCAUUCAUUCUUUCUUUCUUUCUUUCAAUCAUACGUUCAUUCAUUCAUUCUUUCUUUCUUUCUUUCUUUCUUUCUUUCUUUCUUUCAUACAUUCAUUCUUUCUUUUUUCUUACUUUUCAAUUCUUUUCCCUAAAAUUAAAUAGCGCCUUUGAUAUAUUUUUUUUCUUCUAUCACUCCUUACAAUCAAUCAAGAAUGGUCCAUUACAUCUAUCUAUCUAUCUAUCUAUCUAUCUAUCAGCCUAA